AAAGCAACCUCUUUCCUUCCUUGUUGGCAUUCCAACCCAAUUCACUUUUUCAAACUUCUUGUAUUCUUCUCACCAUUAUUCAUAAUCCAUACCAAAAUGUCUUUAUUAUAGAUUGAAUCAUUCAACCUUCAUUAUUAACCAUUUUUCUUCACUCAAUCUCACACAAACCAAAUCUUUUCCAUUCCCAAUUUUCAACUCUAUUUAAUUAUUCCCCAAAUUAUAAUUUUAAUCAUCAUUUUUCUCACAUAGAUAAACAUCAACAUAAACAUAGUACUCUGUUUCAACCGGUUCUGUAAACGAGAUGAUGAGAACAAGGCACGAAGAUCAUCAAUCUCGUGCUUUCCACGAGCUAUCAGCCAUCGUUCUAAACCUCCUCCGUUCUUCUCCAACGCCGUUGAAUUUCUCCGAUCAUCCACCGGGUCCACCGUCACGGCGCUUGCUUCCGCCUCAAAUCUCCCCCGCGGGAUUCGCCUCCAUGUUUCUUGGAAUCUCGCUGGCUCUUAUGCUAUGUGGAUCGGUCACGUUCUUCAUCGGGUUCGUCUUGAUGCCGUGGGUUAUCGGAUUGAUUAUGGUCCUCUACGUCGCUGGAAUCGUUUCGACUCUCUCCGAUUUCGGAAGUUUUAUUUUCCGUUACGUUACGGCGGCGCCAGAGCCGCGUAAGGAUAUCCCAGCGUGGAAGGUUAUGUGAGAUGACAAAUGGAGAAUGAAAAUGAGGAUACUGAUUGUGUGGUGCCUCGUACAACAAAUUCUCCAGAUUAUGGAGCUUCCUUCUCCUGUUAUCGGACGCAGGAAACGUGCAUAUAUAGUUACUGAAUUUUGUGGAUAUGGAUUCUCUGUACAUUAGAAAGAGCUGAGCAAAUGUCUACCAAAGAAUGAAGGGUUAUUAUUAAUACCACUUUUGUGAACUGAAAUCUUAAUAUUACAGGCUUUUUCAGCUCUUGUUAUUUGUGUUAUAAGCAUUGUAAAAGUGAAAGAAAUUAUAAGCAUUGUAAAAGUGAAAGAAAUUAUAUGACUUAGCUCUUAGUAAGUCAUAAGUUACAAAUACAUACUCCUAUGUUAUUAAUUCCAAA
Messenger RNA from Lathyrus oleraceus (garden pea), 1070 nucleotides. RefSeq lists its product as uncharacterized. The record is from RefSeq and is a predicted model, not a curated record. Lineage: Eukaryota; Viridiplantae; Streptophyta; Magnoliopsida; Fabales; Fabaceae. The coding region runs from base 302 to 688 and encodes 128 amino acids. The transcript is spliced from 2 exons.